GGUGGCUCAAAGCAACGACGACCAUGUCGCUGACCAAGUGCCUUCUCUUCGCCCUCCUGGCCAUCGUGGCCACCGCAUCCGCUGAACGGGUUCGCUAUGACAACUACCGCAUGUACAAGGCCACCUCGGAGAAUGCCAAGCAAUUGGCGGUUCUGAAGCAGCUGGAGGGAUCCAGCGACUCAAUCUUGUUCCUGGACGGAGUCCAUAUUGUCGGUGCCGAAGUGCAGAUCAUUGUGGCACCCCACAAGGUGCCCGACUUCCUGGAGAUCAUGGGCAAGUCGGAGAUCAAGUACCAGCUGGAGUCGAGCGAUGUGCAGAAGUCGAUGGACCAGACCGACGAGAAGGUUGCCAUCAAGGGACGUGCCACCAAGGCCUACAACUGGGCCGAGUACUACCAGCUCGACGACACCUACGCUUGGCUGCAGACCCUGGCCAACCAAUACCCCGGAGUGGUGACCCUCAUCGAGGGUGGCAAGUCCUAUCAGGGACGCUCCAUCCUGGGCGUGAAGAUCACCAAGGGAGGCAGCAACAAGCCCGGCAUCUUCCUGGAGGCCGGUAUCCAUGCCCGCGAGUGGAUCGCCCCGGCGGCCGCCACCUACAUCAUUAACCAACUGCUGACCUCCAAGGAGGAAUCUGUCAAGAAGCUGGCCGAGAACUACACCUGGUACGUCCUGCCCCACGCCAAUCCCGAUGGCUACGUCUACACCCACACCACCGAUCGCCUGUGGCGCAAGACCCGUACUCCCUAUGGCAGCUGCUUCGGCGCUGAUCCCAACAGGAACUGGGGCUUCCACUGGAACGAGGCCGGCACCAGCGACAAUCCCUGCUCCGACACCUACUCUGGACCCUCGGCCUUCUCCGAGAUCGAGACCCUGUCCCUGUCCAGCUACAUCGCAUCCCUGAAGGGCAAGAUCCAGCUGUACCUUUCCCUGCACGCCUACUCCCAGUACCUUCUGUACCCCUAUGGUCACUCCGCCGAGCUGCCCGACAAUGUGGCCGAUUUCGAGAAGGUCUUCGACGCCUCCGUUGCCGCUGUGAACAAGCGUUAUGGAACCAAGUACACCGGAGGAAAUGUAUACGAUGCCAUCUACCCGGCGGCUGGAGCUAGCAUUGAUUGGGCCUACGGCACCCAGGAUGUGCGCAUGUCCUUCUGCUACGAGCUGCGUCCCUCCUCGACCUCCUACUUCACUGGAUUCAGGCUUCCAGCCGAGCAGAUCGUUCCUGCCAGCGAGGAGCUGCUCGACUCCAUUGUGGCCAUGGUCGACGAGGUCAAGACCUUGGGCUACUUCGACUAAACAACUCACUAAUAAAGUACUCACAGUUUAACGGCAUAA
Drosophila rhopaloa is the source of this 1334-nucleotide messenger RNA. RefSeq names its product zinc carboxypeptidase A 1. The record is from RefSeq and is a predicted model, not a curated record. Lineage: Eukaryota; Metazoa; Arthropoda; Insecta; Diptera; Drosophilidae. The coding region runs from base 24 to 1295 and encodes 423 amino acids. Gene Ontology annotation, molecular function: zinc ion binding; metallocarboxypeptidase activity. The transcript has a single exon. Gene Ontology annotation, biological process: proteolysis.